CGUUCGGCUGGCUGGCGACCAGUAAACAGGCGUGUAAAUACACCAUUAGUCUGCAUUAGCCCGUGUUGUACGUGGGAGUUUUUGUGUAGUUCGUUUCGCGUACGUCACAUAUUCGAAGACUGUAGCCGGUCGGUGACAAAAAAUUAGUUCGUUCACUAAUUUUAAUUGUUUAAUGUUAUUUUUGGUCAAAAAUGGAGUGUGUAGUGGCAAACGUGGACCAUAUGCAUUUCGAUAUUGAAAUUGCUUUAGACGAACAGUAUGGAGCUUUACCUUUGCCGUUCACCGGGAUGGACAAAUCCAUCGCCGCGGUAUGUCAGUUUUACCCAAGAGGUACUUGCGUUAAAGGUGCUUCAUGUCCAUUCAGACAUGUUCGAGGUGAUAGAACUAUUGUAUGUAAACAUUGGCUACGUGGACUUUGUAAAAAAGGGGAUCAAUGUGAAUUUUUACACGAGUAUGACAUGACCAAAAUGCCAGAAUGCUAUUUCUACUCUCGCUUCAAUGCGUGCCAUAACAAAGAAUGUCCAUUCCUACACAUUGACCCAGAAACAAAAGUCCGCGAUUGUCCCUGGUAUGACCGAGGAUUUUGCAGGCAUGGUCCACUGUGUCGACAUCGGCACGUUAGGCGAGUCCUUUGCAUGGCUUAUCUAGCCGGAUUUUGCCCUGACGGAGGAACUUGUAAAUUUAUGCACCCACGCUUUGAGCUGCCAGCAAUCCAAGAUAUGCAGCCCAAGGAAGGCAAGAAAGUUAUGAUCACAUGCCACUUUUGUGGGGAAAGUGGUCACAAAGCAAUAUAUUGCAACAAAAUGCCACCGGACAUGAGAGAAGCGCAGGUUAGGCAAGAUAUGGAUGGCGGUCUUCACUCUCAUCACCACGGUCCCAUGCACGGUAAUGGACCGUCACCUAGAGGUCCACAAAAACCACUUGAAGAGGUCACGUGCUAUAAAUGCGGCACCAAAGGACACUAUGCCAACAAAUGUCCCAAGGGACAUCUCGCCUUUUUAAGUCAUGCUGGAGCUGCGAACGCUGCAGGCAAUAGUGGAGUGGGAGAUAGGAGAUAAUAUUGUAAAUAGUUUUAUAUACUUUUUUUAAUUCUUAAAUUUAAUUUACAUGUAAAUGUUAUCAUAAAGUAAAACUAAGAUCAUGCGAACGAUCAUAACGUCUCUAGGUUUUACUAGAAACUUAAAGGACUGUAAAAUAAAGGUAAAGUUCUCUCAUU
Molecule: messenger RNA, 1216 nt
Organism: Belonocnema kinseyi
Lineage: Eukaryota; Metazoa; Arthropoda; Insecta; Hymenoptera; Cynipidae
Gene: Clp
Product: cleavage and polyadenylation specificity factor subunit 4
Exons: 4
Coding region: 192-1058 (288 amino acids)
Molecular function (GO): RNA binding; zinc ion binding
Source: RefSeq, a predicted model, not a curated record